Molecule: messenger RNA, 919 nt
Organism: Hordeum vulgare subsp. vulgare (domesticated barley)
Lineage: Eukaryota; Viridiplantae; Streptophyta; Magnoliopsida; Poales; Poaceae
Product: probable calcium-binding protein CML32
Exons: 1
Coding region: 133-729 (198 amino acids)
Molecular function (GO): calcium ion binding
Source: RefSeq, a predicted model, not a curated record
AGGCCACGUGUUGUUUCCAUGGCAAAACCACCCAAUGCGGUCGACCCAUCAAACAAAUUGGUUAUGAUGGCCAAUAUUUAUACAUAAGAAAAAGGUUGUCGCCAAAAAAUUGGUAGCAGGAGCUAACAUACUAUGGAUACGAGGCAGAGCGUCGCGUCGGUGGUGAAGCCGUCGUUGCCCACCGAUGGCGGUGCCCCGGCCACGGCGUCGUUCCGUCUCCGAAACGGCAGCCUCAACUCGGUUCGCCUCCGCCGGGUGUUCGACCUGUUCGACAAGAACGGCGACGGUGAGAUCACGGUCGACGAGCUGGCGCAGGCGCUGGAUUCACUCGGGCUCGUCGCCGACCGCGAGGGCCUGGCCGCCACCGUGGGCGCAUACGUCCCCGAGGGCGCGGCGGGGCUUCGGUUCCAGGACUUCGAGUCCCUCCACCGCGAGCUGGGUGACGCGCUCUUCGGCGCGCUGGAUGACGUGCCCGAGGAUGGCGAGGCCGGCGCCGGUGGGGACGAGGAGGAAAUGAAGGAGGCGUUCAAGGUGUUCGACGUCGACGGCGACGGCUUCAUCUCGGCAUCCGAGCUGCAAGAGGUGCUCAAGAAGCUGGGCCUCCCCGAGGGCGGCAGCCUCGCCACCGUGCGCCAGAUGAUUUGCAACGUCGACCGUAACAGCGACGGCCGCGUCGACUUUGGGGAGUUCAAGUGCAUGAUGAAGGGGAUCACGGUGUGGGGCGCGUGACCAUCGAAACCAAUCGUGUCCCAUCGCACGCUGCAACAAACCGCGCAUCGUCUCGUUCAUAGGUGGCGAUCAGAAUCGGUUCCGUCGAUCAAGGACACUAUCUUAAAUUGGUUGCUAUAUGUACAUGUGGUUAUACAGUACUCCUAUAUCUUUAUUCAUGUGGCCUUGACUAAUUAGUUAGUUAAGUGGU